AUGAGCAACCAAGAAGAAGAAGUCCCUAUCUACGAUCCCGAUGAUGAAAUUGAAGCUAACUCAACUGCUCCUGUUUAGAAGCAUGCCUAAGGUUUCAACACUGGCGGUCACUCCUCAUUUAAUGACUUUUCAUUGAAGUAAGAUUUACUUAGAAGUGUCAAAGAAGCUGGUUUUGAAAGACCAUCUGAAGUUCAACACUAAUGUAUCCCCAAUGCAAUCCAUGGUAAAGACGUCUUGUGCCAAGCUAAGGCCGGUACUGGAAAGACUGCUGUGUUUGUCUUGUCAGUGCUCAAUCAAUUACCCGACGAUGCUAAGCCUUUCAGUUGUUUAGUUUUGUGCCACACUAGAGAAUUAGCUUUCCAAAUUAAGAACGAAUUCAAGCGUCUUGGUAAAUUCACCAACUUCAAGGUUAAGGCUGUUUAUGGAGGUGUUGAAGAAUCUGUUGACAUCCAUACCCUCAAAACUAAGAAGCCCCAUAUCCUCGUUGCUACUCCUGGUCGUUGCCUUUCUUUAAUCAAGGCUAAGCCUUCUGUUAUUGAAACUCAAAAUAUAGAAUAUUUCAUUAUCGAUGAAUGCGAUCGUGUUUUGAGCAGCAACAAAAUGAGAUCUGAUGUUCAAAAUAUCUUCUACGAACUUCCUAGAAAGAAAUAAGUUAUGAUGUUUAGUGGUACCAUGUCAGAUGAAAGUAAAAAAACCUGCCGUAAAUUCUUGCAAGAUUAAAUUGAAAUCUUCGUUGAAGAUAAUUCAAAGCUUGUUUUGCACGGUUUGGAAUAAUAUCACAUUAAAAUUGAAGAAAAGUAGAAAAUCUCAGUUUUGCGUUAACUCCUUGAUUAAGGUAACUACAACCAAGUUAUUAUUUUUGUCAACAAGUAAGACAGAGCUAAAUAUCUUUCAAAGUAUCUCACCGAUAAAGGCCACGACAAUGCCUUCAUUUAUCGUAACCUCGACUAAAGCGAACGUACAAAAAUAUACUCUGAAUUCAAAGAAGGCAAGAAUAGAGUUUUAGUUGCUACUGACUUAGUCGGAAGAGGUAUUGAUAUUGAAAGAGUCAACCUCGUUAUCAACUUUGAUAUGCCAUAAAUUACUGAAGACUACAUGCACAGAGUCGGUAGAGCUGGUCGUUUCGAGACCAAAGGUUAAGCUAUUUCUUUCAUCUCAACUAAGGAAGAUGAAAAAGUACUUGCUGAAAUUCAAAGUACUUUCAGCACUCAAAUUAAGGAGUACAACUUAAAGCAAGAAUCUUAGUAAUAAAUAUAUUUAAUAUUAAUUAUGGAUAAAUAUUAAAAUAAUUCUUUUUAAUUUUUAGGUGAAAGAAAUUAGUAAGACCUCAACUCUAAAAAUGUUUAACCCCAAAUAAAAUUUGGAUAAAUAAAUUAUAAUUAUUAUUAAAGAUUGUCAAUUAAUAUAUAUUAUUCACUUUGUAACUCAUUCCUUAAUUCGAGUCAACUUUAAGUAAAUGUAUACUUUCAAAAAAGACUAUUUAGUUUCCUAAAAAACAAGUAAAUAAAUAAAUAAAAAUCAAUAAUACCAUCAGUAUUUAUUUAGUUAUUUUAUAAUAAAUAUAUUUUUAUUAAGAACCAUUUUCUGCCUCACAAGCAAACAAACGAUUCUAGCAAUCAGAAAAAUUAAAACAGAAUUAAGAGAAGAAAUUCUACCUAUUUUAGUUAGGAAUUUACUAACAUUCAAAAUUUCAUUUAUUGA
Messenger RNA from Tetrahymena thermophila SB210, 1701 nucleotides. Its product is annotated as DEAD/DEAH-box helicase. The record is from RefSeq and is a predicted model, not a curated record. NCBI's taxonomy places the organism in Eukaryota, Ciliophora, Oligohymenophorea, Hymenostomatida, Tetrahymenidae. The transcript is spliced from 7 exons. Gene Ontology annotation, molecular function: ATP binding; RNA helicase activity; nucleic acid binding.